UUUUUUUUUUUUUUUUUUAUCCCCGGCGCUGUGUCCCCUGCUUUUCCCUAUAGCGGCCGGCUCGGCUCUUUCCUCUCUGUGUUUUCACACCGUUAUUGCUUAUCCUCAUCCCCGGGAGUGCCUUUCCAUGAUGCCCGCAGAGGCGCCCAGCAGCGGCGAGGGCGCGGAGCCCGACGCUCCGCGGGAGCGGCGGAGACGGCGCGGCCGUGCGCGGGCGCGGACCGAGGCGCUGCUGCACACGCUGAAGCGCAGCCGGCGGGUCAAGGCCAACGACCGGGAGCGGAACCGCAUGCACCACCUCAACGCCGCCCUGGACGAGCUCCGCAGCGUCCUGCCCACCUUCCCCGACGACACGAAGCUCACCAAGAUCGAGACCCUGCGCUUCGCCUACAACUACAUCUGGGCCCUCUCCGAGACCCUCCGCCUGGCCGAGCAGUGCCUCCCGCCGCCCCCCGCCUUCCGCGGCGCCGCCGCGCCCCCCAGCCCCGGCAGCGACGCGGGCUCCUGGCUGUCCAGCGCCUCCCCGUCCGCCCCCUCGCUCUGCGCCUCCGCCUCCGGCCCCAGCAGCCCCGCCACCUCCGAGGACUGCGCUUAUGCGCCCGCCGACAGCCUGAGGGGCUUCCGCGGGCUGCCCGCCGGCCCGGGCGCGCCCCUCCGCUAG
Molecule: messenger RNA, 661 nt
Organism: Camarhynchus parvulus
Lineage: Eukaryota; Metazoa; Chordata; Aves; Passeriformes; Thraupidae
Gene: NEUROG1
Product: neurogenin 1
Exons: 2
Coding region: 128-661 (177 amino acids)
Molecular function (GO): protein dimerization activity
Source: RefSeq, a predicted model, not a curated record